AAGAAAGGAACAAUGCUGAUGGAGAAAUACGAGCUGGGCCGUUUGCUCGGCCAAGGCACAUUUGCCAAAGUCUACCACGCCAGAAACAUCAAAACCAACCAGAGCGUCGCCAUUAAAGUCAUCAACAAGCAGAAAAUUCUUCGCAUCGGCUUGAUCGACCAAAUCAAGCGUGAGAUCUCCGGCAUGCACCUUGUAAGGCACCCAAACGUUGUUCAGCUCUAUGAAGUUAUGGCGAGCAAAAACAAGAUUUACUUCGCCAUGGAGUACGUCAAAGGCGGCGAGCUCUUCGCCAAAGUCGCCAAAGGGAAAUUGAAGGAGGAUUUGGCGCGAAAGUAUUUCCAGCAGCUAAUCGGUGCGGUUGAUUUCUGCCAUAGCCGAGGGGUUUAUCACCGAGAUCUGAAGCCGGAGAAUCUGCUUCUGGACGAAAAUGGGGAUCUGAAGAUUUCGGAUUUUGGGUUGAGUGCUUUGUAUGAACCCAGAAAGAACGAUGGUCUUCUCUAUACAACUUGUGGAACACCAGCUUAUGUAGCCCCUGAAGUGCUUAACAAGAAAGGCUAUGAUGGAGCCAAAGCUGAUAUAUGGUCUUGUGGGGUUAUUCUGUUUGUUCUUCUUGCAGGCUUUCUUCCAUUUCAGGAUAAGAAUCUGAUUGAAAUGUAUAGGAAGAUUUGUACUGCAGAAUUCAAGUGUCCUAAAUGGUUCUCACAUCAAACCACAAGACUUAUCACCAGAAUUCUGGAUCCAAAUCCAAGAACAAGGGUAAGUAUUGCUAAGAUUAUGGAAAAUGGCUGGUUUAAAAUUGGGUAUCAGCAGAUUGAACCACCCAAAUCACCAGUUUCCAAUCCUACGAGUGAUGUUCAGGCUCUUUUUGAUUCUCCAUCAUCAUCAAGUCCAGAGGAAAAAACCAAAGAAACCCCAGUGAAAGUGAAACCAUCUGCCUUCAAUGCCUUCGAUUUAAUAUCCCUAUCGUCAGGAUUUGAUCUCUCUGGUUUGUUUGAGGAAGAUACGUGUCGGAGACAACAUGCUAGAUUCACCACCACGAAGCCCGCCUCAACAAUUGUUUCAAAACUGGAAGAAAUAGCACAAGCAGAGAGAAAAUUCAAUGUUGUGAAGAAAGACGGAUUAGUGAGGUUGGAGGGAAGCAAGAGUGGUCGGAAGGGACAACUUGGUAUUGAUGCAGAGAUUUUUGAGGUGACAUCAACGUUUCAUGUCGUGGAGGUGAAGAAAACUGCCGGCGAUACGUUUGAGUAUAUCCAAUUUAGGGAUCAGAACUUGAAGCCUUCAUUGAAGGAUAUAGUGUGGGCUUGGCAAGGAAGUGAACAGUAGCAGCAAUACUUGGCACCAAUAUAUACCAGAAGAUAUGGUUUAUAUUUUUAAUUUGCUUGCGGGAUGUGUAAUUUCAACCCUUCUGUUUCUGUUUUUGUUUUGUUCAGAUAUAUGGUCUUCCACCCUGCAGAAUCACUUGCUGCAAAGUAGUGAAGGUUGUCUCUAUUGUACGUCUGGUUCUUCUUUUCUUGCGCCCAGGUUGUGUAUAAUAAUAUUGUACAGAACUGUAACUGUAGAGUUCAAAUUUUCUGCCUCUAAAGACGGUUAUCUUGCUA
Neltuma alba is the source of this 1598-nucleotide messenger RNA. RefSeq names its product CBL-interacting serine/threonine-protein kinase 20-like. The coding region runs from base 13 to 1323 and encodes 436 amino acids. The record is from RefSeq and is a predicted model, not a curated record. Gene Ontology annotation, biological process: signal transduction; protein phosphorylation. Gene Ontology annotation, molecular function: ATP binding; protein serine/threonine kinase activity. Lineage: Eukaryota; Viridiplantae; Streptophyta; Magnoliopsida; Fabales; Fabaceae. The transcript has a single exon.